This is a messenger RNA of Galeopterus variegatus (Sunda flying lemur), 1327 nucleotides long. It is a transcript of the gene RXRG, whose product is annotated as retinoid X receptor, gamma. Gene Ontology annotation, biological process: anatomical structure development; retinoic acid receptor signaling pathway; response to retinoic acid. Gene Ontology annotation, cellular component: nucleus; RNA polymerase II transcription regulator complex. Lineage: Eukaryota; Metazoa; Chordata; Mammalia; Dermoptera; Cynocephalidae. Gene Ontology annotation, molecular function: zinc ion binding; retinoic acid-responsive element binding; nuclear steroid receptor activity. The transcript has 7 exons. The record is from RefSeq and is a predicted model, not a curated record. The coding region runs from base 2 to 1123 and encodes 373 amino acids.
CAUGAACUACCCAUCCGCCAGCCCUGGAUCUCUGGUUAAGCACAUCUGUGCCAUCUGUGGGGACAGAUCCUCAGGAAAGCACUACGGGGUGUAUAGUUGUGAAGGCUGCAAAGGGUUCUUCAAGAGAACCAUAAGGAAAGACCUCAUCUACACAUGUCGGGAUAAUAAAGACUGCCUCAUUGACAAGCGUCAGCGCAACCGCUGCCAGUACUGUCGCUAUCAGAAGUGCCUUGUCAUGGGCAUGAAGAGGGAAGCUGUGCAAGAAGAAAGACAGAGGAGCCGGGAGCGAGCCGAGAGCGAGGCAGAAAGUGCCAGCAGUGGCCAUGAAGACAUGCCUGUGGAGAGGAUUCUAGAAGCUGAACUUGCUGUUGAACCAAAGACAGAAUCCUAUGGUGACAUGAACAUGGAGAACUCGGUAUGUGCUCUUAACUCUCCAUCCAUCUUCCAUUUCUUGGGUGGUGCUGGAGACUGGGGAGAGGGACCUGCCUCUCACAGUACUUUGUUCGUUCUUCAGACGAAUGACCCUGUCACCAACAUAUGCCAUGCUGCAGAUAAGCAGCUUUUCACCCUUGUUGAAUGGGCCAAGCGUAUCCCCCACUUCUCUGACCUCACGUUGGAGGACCAGGUCAUUCUGCUGCGGGCAGGGUGGAAUGAACUGCUGAUUGCCUCUUUCUCCCACCGCUCGGUUUCUGUGCAGGAUGGCAUUCUUCUGGCCACGGGUUUACACGUGCACCGCAGCAGUGCCCAUAGCGCUGGGGUUGGCUCCAUCUUUGACAGAGUUCUAACUGAGCUGGUUUCCAAAAUGAAAGACAUGCAGAUGGAUAAGUCGGAGCUGGGGUGCCUGCGAGCCAUUGUGCUGUUUAACCCAGAUGCCAAGGGCCUGUCCAACCCUUCUGAGGUGGAGACUCUGCGAGAGAAGGUUUAUGCCACACUCGAGGCCUACACCAAGCAGAAAUAUCCAGAACAACCGGGCAGGUUUGCCAAGCUGCUGCUGCGCCUCCCAGCUCUGCGCUCCAUCGGCUUGAAAUGCCUGGAGCACCUCUUCUUUUUCAAGCUCAUCGGGGACACGCCCAUUGACACCUUCCUCAUGGAGAUGUUGGAGACCCCACUGCAGAUCACCUGAGCCCCACCAGCCACAGCCUCCCCAUCCAGGACUACCCCUGGACAGCUGUGUAUGGCCCCCACCCUGCACAUUUCCCUCCACCUCCCACCCUGACCCCCUUCCUGCUCCCAAAAUGUGAUGCUUAUAAUAAAGGAAACCUUUUACACAUGAGACUUUUUAUAGGUGGAGUUUUGUACCGAUGUUAAAGGUAACCCUUCUUUGCUA